Molecule: messenger RNA, 1014 nt
Organism: Schizosaccharomyces octosporus yFS286
Lineage: Eukaryota; Fungi; Ascomycota; Schizosaccharomycetes; Schizosaccharomycetales; Schizosaccharomycetaceae
Product: ran GTPase binding protein Mog1
Exons: 1
Coding region: 170-748 (192 amino acids)
Biological process (GO): protein import into nucleus
Cellular component (GO): nucleus
Molecular function (GO): small GTPase binding; guanyl-nucleotide exchange factor activity
Source: RefSeq, a predicted model, not a curated record
AACGAAAUAUGAUGAUAAGUUGUGUCAGUAUCGCAACACCAAAGAAAUCUUCAUCGUUCAGAUGACUCGUAAACAAAAGAGCUGAGUGCAAGAAGAAACUAUUGUAACUAGUAGUGUUUCUUUUUUGUUUUGUUUUUUUUAGAGUUUUUUAAAGUAUUACAUAAUAAAAAUGGUACAAUUAUUCGGCGGUGCUUUUCGAGCUGAACUACCUGAAAACUUUUUGAAUGCAAGUGCUUUGAGACAAAUCCCAGAUAAUCAGGAAGUUUUUCUUCAAGAUUCAAAAGAAAAUUUGACUCUGAUUUUGGAAUUACUAGAAGCAGUUGAAAAACCUCACGAUGCAACAGUCGCCAAGUUUCAUUUUGAUAGCAUUGCUUUCGAUAAUGAUGCUAGUGAUUCUGUUAUUUGGAAAGACGAAAACUUAAAUAAAACCGAUAUUUCUGGAUUCCAUAAUGAGUUGGCAAAUGGUACUCGCGCUUUUGGAUGCCAAAGAAUACUGGAAAAGGGAAAAAAGGUUACGGAUCCCGCUUCGAAUGUCGCUGUACUAGUGCAUGUAAUCACCUUGCAGGAUAUUGAGACAGACAUUGUAUGCUCCGUAAAUAUCCCUUUGUUCGAAACGUUGUCUUUUCCCAAAACGUUAGCAGAUGUUUCUCCUGCUGACGAGGCAACCUUGCAAACUGCAGAUAGAAUCUUGAGUCAGUUUACACGUUCUUUGGUUCUAGUUGACAAGAGCCUUUUUUCUUCAGCUUAAAAUUAACUCAAACAGCAAAAAGCUGUCUAUGUCUGCUUUGAAGAAUUACAGCUGCAAUCGAAAUUUUAUUGUCCAUUAAAAAGAAUCAAUGAAGAGGAAAGUAUUUAUUGUCAAAGAAAAGGGAAAACGGUAUUGGAAUAAAAUUCAUUGGGUAAAUGUUUAAUAGAGUAUGCUUGAAAUAGCUAGUAGUUUCGAGAACUUCUCUAAUAGUACUUUUCCUUUUUUUUUAAUAAACUUGUGUUAAUUGUUCUAUGUCUAGAAACCUC